Messenger RNA from Oryza brachyantha (malo sina), 2643 nucleotides. Its product is annotated as pentatricopeptide repeat-containing protein At5g39680. Lineage: Eukaryota; Viridiplantae; Streptophyta; Magnoliopsida; Poales; Poaceae. Bases 1 to 2064 code for a protein of 687 amino acids. The transcript has a single exon. Gene Ontology annotation, molecular function: zinc ion binding; RNA binding; protein binding. The record is from RefSeq and is a predicted model, not a curated record. Gene Ontology annotation, biological process: RNA modification.
AUGGCAGUCGCCCGAGCUUGCCCUAUGGGUGUGUCGGUCGACCAGCGGCGCGCGGCCGUGGCCGUGCUUCGCGCUGCCGCCGCCGCCGGCGAGCUUUCCUUAGGCAAGGCGAUUCACGCGAAGGUUAUCAGAGCCGCUCGCUUCGACGUCGUCCAGUACAACAACCUCAUUGCCUUCUACGUGAAAUGCGGCCGCCUAGGCCUUGCCCGGCAGGUGUUCGACGCAAUGUCGUCCCGGAACAAUGUGUCUGCGAACCUGCUCAUGUCCGGGUACGCUUCUUCCGGGCGUCACAAGGACGCCCUCGCGCUCCUUAGGGUGGCCGACUUCGGUCUGAAUGAGUACGUGCUGUCAUCAGCUGUCGCUGCGGCUGCCCAUGUCCGGAGCUAUGAUAUGGGAAGGCAGUGCCAUGGAUUUGCUAUCAAGGCUGGGUUAGCAGAGCAUCCUUAUGUUUGCAAUGCGGUCCUUCAUAUGUAUUGCCAAUGUGCAUACAUGGACGACGCAGUGAAGGUAUUUGAAAACGUCUCCAGUUUUAAUGUUUUCGCAUUCAACUCUAUGAUAAACGGGUUUCUUUAUCGGGGCCACAUGGAUGGUUCCGCCAGUAUAGUAAGAAGCAUGGUGAGAAAAGUCGAGCAAUGGGAUCAUGUGUCAUAUGUCACAGUUCUUGGGCAUUGUGCUAGCACAAAAGAGUUGGUGCUUGGGAGUCAGCUGCAUACCCAAGCACUGAAGAGGAGGCUUGAGCUGAAUCUGUAUGUGGGGAGUGCACUUGUUGAUAUGUACGGGAAAUGUGACUGUCCCCAUGAUGCCAAUUGUGUGUUUGAGGUUUUGCCAGAAAAGAAUAUUGUUUCCUGGACAGCUGUUAUGACUGCUUAUACCCAAAAUGAGCUAUUUGAAGAUGCAUUGCAUUUGUUCUUGGACAUGGAAAUGGAAGGAGUUCGGCCAAAUGAAUUCACUUAUGCUGUUGCUCUCAACAGUUGUGCAGGUCUUGCAUCCUUGAAAAAUGGUAAUGCCCUUGGUGCCUGUACUAUGAAAACUGGGCACUGGGAUCUUUUGCCUGUUGGUAAUGCACUCAUGAACAUGUACUCAAAGAGUGGCAGUGUUGAGGAUGCACGGAGAGUCUUCCUUUCUAUGCCAUAUCGUGAUGUGGUGUCUUGGAACUCAAUUAUCACUGGCUAUGCUCAUCAUGGUCGUGCAAGAGAAGCCAUGGAAGCGUUUCAUGAUAUGUUGUUUGCAGAAGAGGUCCCAUCUUAUGUAACUUUCAUUGGGGUUCUGUCAGCUUGUGCUCAGUUGGGUCUUGUAGAUGAAGGGUUCUAUUACUUGAAUACUAUGAUGAAGGAAGUGGGGGUUAAUCCUGGUAAGGAACAUUACACUUGCAUGGUCGGUUUGCUGUGCAGAGCUGGACGGCUUGAUGAGGCAGAACGAUUCAUAGAGAGUAGCUGCAUCAGUACUGAUGUUGUUGCAUGGAGAUCACUUCUAAAUUCUUGCCAAGUGUAUAGAAAUUAUGGUCUUGGUCAUCGAGUAGCUGAGCAGAUUUUUCGGUUAAAACCCAAAGAUGUUGGAACCUAUGUUUUGCUUUCUAAUAUGUAUGCAAAAGCAAAUCGAUGGGAUGGUGUCGUGAAGGUUCGGUGGCUGAUGAGAGAAUUGGGUGUUAGGAAGGAGCCUGGUGUUAGUUGGAUUCAAGUGGGUAGUGAGGUCCAUGUUUUCACAUCAGAGGACAACAAACAUCCAUAUAUGGAGCAGAUCACCAAAAAACUCCUAGAGCUGAUAGACCAGAUAAGAGUGAUUGGCUAUGUUCCAAACAUUGCGGUGGCCCUACAUGAUGUUGAGGAUGAACAAAAGGAAGAACAUCUUAUGUACCACAGUGAGAAAAUAGCUCUUGCAUUUGGCCUUAUUCGCAGCCCUAAGGGAGAAACUAUUCGUAUAAUGAAAAACGUCAGGAUAUGUGAUGAUUGCCAUGUUGCUAUCAAACUCAUAUCACUUGCCACAUGCAGAAGAAUAGUUGUAAGGGAUACCGUUCGGUUUCAUUGUAUAGAAGAUGGAGUUUGCUCAUGUGAUGACUAUUGGUGAUGACUGUUGCAUAAAGCCUCUUGAAUCAGCUAGAUGGAGCAAAUUGGCUGUAUAUGUGAUUCAAGAGUGUUCUUACUGAGUAUAAAUAUCAAGAUGGGACCAGAAAGUCAUUAAGGUCGCAGCUCCGUAGGACAAGUAAAGUUUGAGAAAGGACAUGGAAAUGCAACCAUUUAUUGAAGAACAAUGUUAAAGAUGUAAAUAUGUGAAUUAAUUUAACGACUAACAAGGGAGCAUGCUAUUGCUUUCCCAUUAGCAGAUUUCUUGACUAAUUAACAGAGCAGCUGAUGUCUUGGUUAACUAUUUUGAGCAAGUUAAAGAUGUAAAUAUGCGAAUUAUUUUAAUGACUAACAAGGGAGCAUGCUAUUGCUUUCCCAUUAGCAGAUUUCUUGACUAAUUAACAGAGCAACCGAUGUCUUGGUUAACUAUUUUGAGCAAGUAAUGUAGGAGCACUGCUGUAUAUAGAAUUUUGUUUACAUGCAUCUGAUGUGACUCAUGACUGAAAUUACCCUCAAGGUUCAAGUUUCAUAGAGAGCAGAUCAUAAGGAGGCAUUUUAAUGUGUCUGAGUAAUUUAUCUUCAA